GGACUUUUUUGCUGGGAAAAAGACAACAACCCAGCCACAGACGUGGAAGCCACAAGCCAAGAGACCCUAUUUCGGUUUCUAUUCCUUUCGCCAAUCCCUGUCACCAUCCAGGACCAAAACCAGCUUCACCGGCAGAGCGGGUAGGACCAUGGAGCUCUGGAAGCAAAUAUUUGCUCGGAAGAUUGAGCAGAUGAAACCGGGGGACAGGUGGACUCUGAAGGAGGAUUAUAACCUUCAGUCCAACGACCUUGAUCCCGGAUGGAAGCAAUUCCUGCAACAGCAUGCAUUUGCCAGGUUCCAGUGCUCACAGUGCUGGCAUGCCUGGCAGUCAGCUCAGGUGAAUAUUCUCUUCCACAUGCACCUGGACCGGAGGCAGAGUCGGGGCUGGGUGAGGAUGAGAAUCUUCAGACAAGAGUGCAAGAAAUGCCUCCUGCCGAAACUGGAGCAGCCCGAAUUCAGCCAGGAGCACGUCACAAGAGUCGUGGAGAACCUGGUGCUGAAGAUCAGUGGGAAAUGCUACAGGGAUGCCAUCCAUCCCAAAGAGCUGUCCAAGAUCAUCGUGGAAGAUCAGACGACUGGGCCCCACGACAGCGCCCACUGUGAAGCUUGCCGGCUGGGCAUCUGUUUCGUGAAAAAUGAAGCCCAAGCACCAACCAAGCCCUUCUUUAGGGCUGUUUCCCUCUUCCCACGCGUCUUCCCUGCCCAGCAGGACUGGAGCGACGCAGAGGGGGAGAACAGCUCCGGCGGGGAGAGCAGCUGUAACUGGCGGCGUUGGUGUUGCUACAGUUGCUGUGUGGUCAUUUUUCUGGCACUGCUCAUUUUUGUUCUGCUUUACUUCACAGCCAAGUAGCGUCAAGUCAGCGCUCACCCCUGCCCUGAAGGGAAGCGAAUUGCAAUAACCUGGAUAAUAAUCGAGCUUUCAAGGAUUAAGGUGUGAUCUGUAAAUCGGUACAUGCCCAUUUUCACCACAGACAAAAAGCCAGUGAAAAAAUAUUUCCAUCACGAAUUGAAAUUGAUCAAUAGGCAAUGGAAAAACAACACAGCUCGAGACUAUAGAAUGUGAUUGCAGGAUAUUUCCUUGGUCUGUUUCGGCACAAGAGGUGGACAGUUUGUGCUGUCUCAGUGACGACGUUUUAACUUUUCGAAUUGCAGUCUUGGCUUUUGUCAUGAUUAUGAUUAUGAGAGAGGGCCAGCAGCCUGGGGACUAAGGGGUUAACUACACCUAGCCAGGUGGAGUGGCCAAUAGGAAUGUAGGUAGCACUUUCAACGGGGACAAAGGAAUUUGGGUUUUCCCUCCUUGGUCUCUGUGAGUUCCUCUGCAGCUAGAGA
Molecule: messenger RNA, 1329 nt
Organism: Pelodiscus sinensis (Chinese soft-shelled turtle)
Lineage: Eukaryota; Metazoa; Chordata; Testudines; Trionychidae
Source: RefSeq, a predicted model, not a curated record